AUGUGUCAAGACAAGGACACGUGCCAAGACAAGGACACGUGUCAAGACAAGGACACGUGCCAAGACAAGGACACGUGCCAAGACAAGGACACGUGUCAAGACAAGGACACGUGUCAAAACAAGGACACGUGCCAAGACAAGGACACGUGUCAAGACAAGGACACGUGUCAAGACAAGGACACGUGCCAAGACAAGGACACGUGUCAAGACAAGGACACGUGCCAAGACAAGGACACGUGUCAAGACAAGGACACGUGUCAAGACAAGGACACGUGUCAAAACAAGGACACGUGCCAAGACAAGGGCACGUGCCAAGACAAGGACACGUGUCAAGACAAGGACACGUGUCAAGACAAGGACACGUGCCAAGACAAGGACACGUACAAAGACAAGGACAACCAAGUUAAUGUAACAAUUGACAAAUUAUGGAGUACAUGA
Molecule: messenger RNA, 438 nt
Organism: Procambarus clarkii (red swamp crayfish)
Lineage: Eukaryota; Metazoa; Arthropoda; Malacostraca; Decapoda; Cambaridae
Source: RefSeq, a predicted model, not a curated record